Messenger RNA from Hippopotamus amphibius kiboko, 5667 nucleotides. RefSeq names its product beta-1,4-N-acetyl-galactosaminyltransferase 3 (gene B4GALNT3). Gene Ontology annotation, cellular component: Golgi cisterna membrane. The transcript has 20 exons. Lineage: Eukaryota; Metazoa; Chordata; Mammalia; Artiodactyla; Hippopotamidae. The record is from RefSeq and is a predicted model, not a curated record. Bases 178 to 3192 code for a protein of 1004 amino acids. Gene Ontology annotation, molecular function: acetylgalactosaminyltransferase activity.
GGGCGGCCGGCAGCCAGCCCGCACCGGGGCGUUGGCAGGAGCCGGCGGGGCCUCGGGAGCAGCCGGGGGCCUGCGCGGGGCAUGAGCCGGCGCCCCGCGGCGGAGCGGCCGGGGCGGGCGGCCGGGGCGCGGCGCUGAGAGCCGGGCGGGGCCGGGGCCGGGGGGCGCAGCGCCACCAUGGGGGGCCCCCGGGCCGCGCGGCUCCUGCUGCUCCUGCGCCCGGUCAAGCUGCUGCGGAGGCGCUUCCGGCUGCUGCUGCUGCUCGCCGUGGUGUCCGUGGGGCUCUGGACUCUUUAUCUGGAGCUGGCGGCGUCGGCCCAGGUCGGCGGGAACCCCCUGAACCGGAGGUACGGCAGCUGGAGAGAGCUGGCCAAGGCUCUAUCCAGCAGGAACAUUCCGGCUGUGGAUCCAAAUCUCCAGUUCUACCGUCCCCAGAGGCUGGGCCUCAAGGACCAGGACCCUGUGCAUGGUGGAGGCAGGAACAGCAGCUACCUGCAGUGGAAUAAGCCGGUCCCCUGGCUGUCAGAGUUCCGGGGCCAAGUCAAUCUACACGUGUUUGAAGACUGGUGUGGCAGCUCCAUCCAGCAACUGCGGAGGAACCUCCACUUCCCUCUGUACCCGCAUAUCCGCACAACCCUGAGGAAACUGGCCGUGUCCCCCAAGUGGACCAACUACGGCCUCCGCAUCUUUGGCUACCUGCACCCCUUCACCGACGGGGAGAUCCAGUUCGCCAUUGCCGCUGACGACAACGCGGAAUUCUGGCUGAGCCGAGACGACCAGGUCUCAGGCCUGCAGCUGUUGGCCAGCGUGGGCAAGACUGGAAAAGAGUGGACGGCCCCUGGAGAGUUCGGAAAAUUUCGGAGUCAAGUUUCCAAGCCAGUGAGCCUGUCAGCCACCCGCAGGUACUACUUCGAGGUGCUACACAAGCAGAACAACCAGGGCACUGACCACGUGGAAGUCGCGUGGCGACGGAAUGACCCCGGGGCCAAGUUCAGCAUCAUUGAUUCUGCUUCCCUGUCCCUUUUCACCAAUGAGACAGUCCUGAGGAUGGAUGAGGUGGGUCACAUCCCGCAGACAGCAGCCAGCCAUGCAGGCUCCCCAGACUCUCUUCCCAGCAAUGAGCAGCCACCUGCCGACAUGCUGAGGCCCGACCCUCGGGACACCCUCUACCGAGUGCCCCUGAUCCCCAAGUCUCAGCUCCGCCACGUCCUGCCCGACUGUCCCUACAAGCCCAGCUACCUGGUGGACGGGCUACCUCUGCAGCGCUACCAGGGACUCCGGUUUGUUCACCUGUCCUUUGUUUACCCCAAUGACUACACCCGCCUGAGCCACAUGGAGACCCAUAAUAAGUGCUUCUACCAGGAAAACUCCUACGACCAGGACAGGCUCAACUUUCAGAACUACAUCAAGAUUGACCAGCCUCAGAAGCAGGGGCCGGAGCAGCCAGGUUUUGAGGAAGGCCUUCUAGAAGAAUCCCAGUACGGAGAAGCAGCAGAGGACACCCCUGCCCCAGAUGGCCAGGACGCCAGGACACCGGCGGGGAAGCCGGGGCCCCCCACGGCCCCCGGGCAGGACGCCACCAACCACCGCCUCCGCAGCCUGCGGAGACUGCUGGCCCGGCCCCAGAAGGGCCCGGCGGUGCCCUCUCCCACGCAGAACUCCACAGCCCCCGUCCCCGCAAGGACCAGCGCCAUCCCGGCCCAGCCCGCAGAGAAGAAGGCCAGGAAGCCCCUCCCCGAGCCCCGCCAGGCUCCACGGCAUCCUGACAAGUGGCCACCAGGGCACCCGGCCGGGCGCCCACCUCCAGUGAAGAGGCCCAGGCCCGCUGGUGGGAGCCCCGGGAAGACACUGGGGCGAUCCCAAUGGCUGAAUCAAGUCGAAUCGUACAUCGCAGAGCAGAGAAGGGGUGACAGGAUGGAGCCUCCGGACCCCAGGAGGGGUUGGCCUAAGGAGCAGGUGGUGGUGGCAGUGGCUGUCGGCCAGGAAGGACAAGCAGAGGGAGAGGACGAGGGUGGGGAAGAGGAGGAGGAGGAGGAGGAGGAGGAUGUGAGCGAGGUGCUGGAAUACCUGUCGAUGUUCGACCCGGUGGUGAACUGGGAACAGACCUUCAGUGCCGGCAACCUCGACUUCCAAGCCCUGCGGACCGACUGGAUUGACCUGAGCUGUAACACGUCUGGCAACCUGCUGCUUCCUGAGCAGGAGGCGCUCGAGGUCACGCGGGUCUUCUUGAAGAAGCUCAACCAGCGGAGCCGGGGGAGGUACCAGCUGCAGCGCAUCGUGAAUGUGGAGAAGCGUCAGGACCAUCUCCGUGGGGGCCGCUACCUCCUGGAGCUCGAGCUGCUCGAGCACGGCCAGCGCCUGGUGCGGCUCUCGGAGUUCGUGUCCACGCGGAGCUGGCAGGGUGUCAGUGCCGCUGGUGGGGAAGAGGCUGAGGUCCGGAACCUGCAGGGCCUGGUAUGGAGCCCACACGACCGCCAGAAGCAUGUCCUGCGUGCCCGAGCCCUGGAGCCCAAGCUGUGCUGGCCCCAGGGCUUCUCCUGGAACCACCGCGCUGUGGUCCACUUCGUCGUGCCGGUAAAGAACCAGGCGCGCUGGGUGCAGCAAUUCAUCGGAGACAUGGAGACACUAUUCCGAGUCACCGGCGACCCGCACUUCAACAUCAUCAUCACCGACUACAGCAGCGAGGACAUGGACGUCGAGAUGGCUCUGAAAAGGUCCAAGCUGCGGAGCUACCAGUACAUGAAGCUAAGCGGGAACUUCGAACGCUCAGCUGGACUCCAGGCUGGGGUGGACCUGGUGAAGGACCCACACAGCAUCAUCUUCCUCUGCGACCUCCACAUCCACUUCCCAGCUGGAAUCAUCGAUACCAUCCGGAAACACUGUGUGGAGGGCAAGAUGGCUUUCGCCCCCAUGGUCAUGAGGCUGCAGUGUGGGGCCACCCCCCACUGGCCUGAGGGCUACUGGGAGGUGAAUGGAUUUGGGCUGCUUGGCAUCUACAAGUCAGACCUGGACAGUAUUGGGGGCAUGAACACCAAGGAGUUCCGAGACCGUUGGGGCGGGGAGGACUGGGAGCUGCUGGACAGGAUCCUCCAAGCAGGCCUGGAAGUGGAGCGUCUCUCCCUCCGGAAUUUCUUCCAUCACUUCCAUUCCAAGCGAGGCAUGUGGAACCGUCGCCAGAUGAAGACGCCGUAACCCCCGCGGUGGCCCGCUGGACCCACUGCUUCCGGCCCCUGGACCGCGGUGGCCCGGCCAGUGUCUGCUCGCUGCCAGAGGGGGAGCAGGAGGGGAGCAGGGGCCGCGCUGGGCCCGAGGGGCCUCCGAGCCGACACCCCCCCCCCCCCGCACUGGCAGCCGUCCUCUGUGGGACACGAGGCCGAGGCCGCCCUCCACCUCUGGGCCUCCGGGGCCAGGAUACGGGACAGAGACAGGGCAGCUCCCAGAAGGCCGGCAGAACCAGGUCGAGGAAGGAAAGCCCUGCCUGGGCGACACCACCCUGACCGGGAGGUGCCUUCCAGUGUCCACCCGGGGCUCCUCAGGGGGCAGUGACCGUGGACUGGGAAGCUCUUCUAUUGGACAUAUUUUAUUGGGGUUUUAUUUUUUUUAACAGAAAAUCAAAACUGUCACUGUCCAGACCCAGCAUUGACUGCGAGGGGGGUGGAGUCUUGCAUUUAGGGCCCCCCCCACUGCAUACCUCAGACCCACAGGUGCAUCCCUCGGUCCUUGAUCCGGCAGCUGAUUUGUAACCAAGGAGCUGGCCCCACGUGGAGCUGUUUUCAGCCUCCAGCACACGCACAUCUCUCCCAGGUGGCCACCCAACAGCUGGCCACCGAUUAGGGCAUUAACCUUACCCUCCAGGUGGUGCCAACUCCAGACUGGCAUCCUCUUCCCGGUGCCACGGGGUGUUGGGAGCCGGGGAACCGGUGGGUGGGGUGCUCCUGGCCCCCUGGUGUUGGGUGGGGAGGGCAGGGACGAGAAGCCCCUUUCCGUCCCGGCGGCCUGUGAGCUGGGCCUUGCGGACCAUAUGAAACAGAGCGGGGAGAGGAUGAGAGGAGGGGUGGGGUCCAGCGGGAAGGGAUGAGAAGGGACGUGGGAAGCUUGAGUCCUCACAGCCCAGCUCCCUCCCACAAGGAGAGCCCUAGGCCAGCCCUGUGGGGAAGACACUCUGAACUGGAAAACAGGGACCUGGGUGGAAGGUUUGGGGAGGUGAAGGCAUCACUCUGAGAUAUCUUCCCCACGUGGAAGGGAGCAGGGCUGGAGGACUGCAGAGUGAAGCCGUUUCAGGGAACACAGCCCUUGGCCUUUGUGGCCUGGGGCACCCUUUCUGUCACCUGCGAUCACGCACUUAUCUUGCACUACUAGUCCCAGGCGCUUUUGCAGCUGGGGAUUUUUCUACUGCUGCCUCUGCCACUGCGCUAUUCACCAACGGUGCAUUGGACACUGCAUCUUGAAGCCCAGUGUCUGUGAGGAAGGGCGUGUGGGGGGUGCAGCAGGGCCCAGGAGGCCGGUCAGCUGGGCCCAGGCUCCGUGCCGUGACCAAGUCCAAGUCGCAGCACGUGGAGCUGCAGGGUCGACCUGGUGGGUCCUCCGUUUACCAAGAGCAUGAACUUGGCAUAUGGGAGAAUGGAGCCCCUCAAGAAUUUUCUGGAGGUUGAAGAGAACCCCUGCCUCCCUCUUAAGAAGUCAGGAAGGACACAGACUUUUCAGUUCAUCAAUUGUGGCUUAUGGAGGCUGUAUCUGCCCUCAGGCCAUGGCUUUUUAUGGUCCCUGCUCAGCCUCCUGCCUGGGGAAAGGGCUGCAUCUGGCUGGCUGGGGGGCCAGGUUUCUUUCUGGGGCCACUCUCAUCCCUGGGCAUCGCCCUGGAAGGCCCGAGUCCACCCAGACAGCCCUCCCGCUUCACCCCUCCUGAUGACAGAAGCCUGCCCAGCCUCCCCUGCCCAGCUCCCCACCCCCUCUGCCCUGGCCAGUGCCUUGUGUUCAAUGUUUGUUACCUCCACACCGUCUGCCUUAAUGGAGAGGACCUGGCAUGGCCCCUACUCUGUAGGGAAAUGUGUAGGGUGGGGGGAAGGAAAGCAUUAAAUACAGCAUCUUCUCAGAAAACAAAACGCUCUUAUGUUUUCCUGUUGCCCAUCAGCGUGGGAGAGGGGUGGGCCCAGGGCCCACGUUGCCAUCCUGCAGCUGUCAGGCCUCUGAUGGACAUGCCAGGGACCCUCCACCCUUCACUACCUGUACGGAGUGGGGGGCAGCCUUCCCUGGGCUGCGGUUUACUCAGGAAGGGGCCUACCUGGUUCCUGUCUGAGGAACAUUUUCUCUGCAGUAGAUUCAUGGAGAUUGGUGGUUUCAGUUGAGAAAGGCUGGUGGACACAGGAUGGCUGGGUGAACAGUGGAGAGAAACUAAGGUGUGGCUUUUUCUAAAAAAGCAGACAGGGAUUUCCCUGGUGGUCCAGUGGUUAAGAAUUCGCCUUCCGACACAGGGGACACAGGUUCGAUCCCUGGUUGGGGAGCUAAGAUCCCACAUGCCUCGGGGCACGUAAGCCCAUGCGCCACAACUACUCAGCCCACGCAGUCUGGAUCCUACACACCACAACUAGAGAGAAGCCCUCGAACUGCAAUGAAGAUCCCGUGUGCCGCAAGUAAGACCUGAGGCAGCCAAAUAAAAAUAAAUUUUUA